Molecule: messenger RNA, 915 nt
Organism: Colletotrichum truncatum
Lineage: Eukaryota; Fungi; Ascomycota; Sordariomycetes; Glomerellales; Glomerellaceae
Product: mitochondrial genome maintenance protein
Biological process (GO): recombinational repair; interstrand cross-link repair
Cellular component (GO): mitochondrial nucleoid; mitochondrial chromosome
Molecular function (GO): single-stranded DNA binding
Source: RefSeq, a predicted model, not a curated record
AUGGCCUCACAAUUCACCCUCCGUCCGCUCCUCAGAGCCACCCGCCCAUCCUUCCAAAUCGCAAGGUUAACAACCACAUCCCGCGCCGCCGCCACCACCACAACAGCCGCAAAGCCCGCCACCGCCAAACCCGUCGCGAAGCCCAUAACGACCGCCAAGAAGACCUACACGGCCGCGAGCAAGGUCUCCGCCGCUGCCGCUGCCAUCCCCAAGACCUCUCCUCCGCCAGCCCCGUCCCCAGCGUCCCAAGACCCCUCCGACGCGGCCGUCGCUCCCGGCCUCUCCUCCAAGACUCCCCUCCCCGAUGCGCCGCCCACGUCCUACUCGAACGGCGGCGGCAGCAGUUCAAGUUCAGCACAGGCUGCCCCGCAACAACAGAACGGCCACCUGAUUGACUGGACGACGUCGUACUACGGCCUCGGCACGCAGCGUUUCUCAAAGGAGGUGGUGGAUAUCCUCAUGCAGCCCGUCAACCCGGCCGACGUGGAGGUGAAGCCCGACGGAGUCAUAUACCUGCCGGAGAUCAAGUACAGGCGCAUCCUGAACGCGGCGUUUGGUCCGGGAGGAUGGGGUCUCGUGCCCAAGGGUGAGGUCGUGGUGGGAGACAAGGUUGUGACGAGGGAAUAUGCGCUCAUUGCCGAAGGACGAUUCAUCUCCCAGGCACAGGGCGAAAACACCUACUUCAACGUCGACGGCCUCCCGUCCGCCGUCGAGGGCUGCAAGUCCAACGCGCUGAUGCGCUGCUGCAAGGACCUCGGCAUCGCGUCCGACCUCUGGGAUCCCAUCUUCAUCCGCUCGUUCCGCAAGCAGUACGCCGAGGAGGUCUGGGUGGAGCACGUCACCACCAAGAAGAAGAAGAUUGUCUGGACCCGCAAGGACGUCCCUGUCGGAUACCCUUUCAAGAAGACGAACUAG